GUAAGAAUGGGAAACAAACAGACUACAUUCACUCCACAGCAACUGGAUGCCUACCAGACCUCUGUGUUCAGGCUGUUCCAGCGCUACAGAGACCUGGCCCCUCAGGUGGUUCCCCUCGACUACACCUGCCAGCCCGACGUGAAGCUGCCGUACCAGCUCAUCAGCAGCAUGCCGGAACUGAAGGAUAACCCCUUUCGCCAGCGGAUCGCAGAGGUUUUCUCCGAGGAUGGAAACGGGAAUAUGACUCUGGAUGAUUUCCUGGACAUGUUCUCUGUGCUGAGUGAGAUGGCACCCAGGGACCUAAAAGCCUACUAUGCCUUUAAGAUCUAUGACUUCAACAACGAUGACUACAUCUGCCAGAGGGACCUGGAGAAAACGCUGAACAAGCUGACGCAGAACGAGCUGUCGCUGGGUCAGGUGCGCAUGGUCUGCCAGAAGGUGAUCGACGAGGCCGACCUGGACAACGACGGCCGCCUGUCCCUGGAGGACUUCCAGCACAUGAUAGCCGGAGCACCUGACUUCCUCAGCACCUUCCAUAUAAGGAUAUGAGGAGUUGCCAGGAGACAGUGCCUGCCCAAUAGUGACCUACUGAUCCACCAUAGUGAGAGACACCACAUCACACCUGCCAGAUACCGACCCAGUGCUCCACCACGUCAUUCAUGACUGCGACUACGUGUGCUGACCACCAGGUGGCACAAACCACCCAAAACAAUACUCUAGAAGAGACUGUUCUUGACUCACUGCAUUCCAAAGCCUGUAAUGAUUAAUGUGACCCUGUCCAUAUGCUGCUCCCUACUGGGUUAAAUAAAUCACUGCACAGACA
This is a messenger RNA of Anguilla anguilla (European eel), 823 nucleotides long. Its product is annotated as calcium and integrin-binding family member 3-like. Bases 7 to 549 code for a protein of 180 amino acids. The record is from RefSeq and is a predicted model, not a curated record. The transcript has 5 exons. Lineage: Eukaryota; Metazoa; Chordata; Actinopteri; Anguilliformes; Anguillidae. Gene Ontology annotation, molecular function: calcium ion binding.